Molecule: messenger RNA, 150 nt
Organism: Phytophthora nicotianae INRA-310
Lineage: Eukaryota; Oomycota; Peronosporomycetes; Peronosporales; Peronosporaceae
Exons: 1
Coding region: 1-150 (49 amino acids)
Source: RefSeq, a predicted model, not a curated record
AUGACUCACCUGGGUGACGGAUACCAAGCUGGAUACAUGUCAUCUGUGAUUGUCCCCCCACGAGAAGGACACGAGGCCAUGGAGGCCCUGCAGGACGAAGGCACGGCCACGGAGGUUCCGCUCGUAAGGUCUCAACUGCAUGUUUUCUAA